GCUCCUUCCCCGCUAGUUUCCCCUCGCACAGCCCCGGGGAAGGGGUGAUGGAAGAGGAAGAACUUCCCUUUGUCGUAGGAGAGGAUUGAGUGACCUCCAAAGUUUUGUUCCGGGAGGAAACUACUCGAAUAAGUUUGGUGCCUGGACGGGGAGCGUGCUGGCCGGGCCGGGGGCUGUCAUGGUGCUGGCCCCCGCAGCAGGCAGAUAGCAGAGAUGGUGGCCUGAGGGCGCCGGCCCCGCGCGCAGACAUGGCCUUCGCCCAGUCCCACAUCAUGGCAGCCAGGAGGCACCAGCACAGCCGGCUCAUCAUCGAGGUGGAUGAGUACAGCUCCAACCCCACGCAGGCUUUCACCUUCUACAACAUUAACCAGGGACGCUUCCAGCCCCCGCAUGUGCAAAUGGUUGAUCCGGUGCCCCAUGAUGCUCCGAAGCCUCCAGGAUAUACACGAUUUGUCUGUAUUUCUGAUACUCACUCAAGAACUGAUCCCAUCCAAAUGCCAUAUGGAGAUGUGUUAAUACAUGCUGGUGAUUUUACUGAGCUGGGACUUCCUAGUGAAGUAAAAAAAUUCAACGAAUGGCUAGGUAGCCUGCCCUAUGAAUACAAGAUUGUGAUAGCAGGAAAUCAUGAAUUGACCUUUGACCAGGAAUUCAUGGCUGACUUAAUCAAGCAGGACUUUUACUAUUUCCCCUCUGUUUCUAAGCUGAAGCCAGAGAGCUAUGAAAAUGUACAGUCUCUUCUAACAAACUGCAUCUAUCUUCAAGACUCUGAAGUGACGGUGAGGGGAUUCAGAAUAUAUGGCUCCCCUUGGCAACCUUGGUUUUAUGGCUGGGGCUUUAAUCUUCCACGAGGCCAAGCACUAUUAGAGAAAUGGAACCUUAUUCCAGAUGGAAUAGAUAUUCUUAUAACACAUGGACCACCUCUCGGUUUUCUAGACUGGGUCCCUAAGAAAAUGCAACGAGUAGGAUGUGUUGAGCUGCUGAACACAGUCCAGAGACGAAUACAGCCAAGGCUUCAUGUUUUUGGACACAUCCAUGAAGGUUAUGGUGUCAUGGCUGAUGGAACUACCACCUAUGUGAAUGCAUCUGUGUGCACUGUGAAUUACCAGCCACUUAAUCCGCCUAUAGUUAUUGACUUACCUACUCCAAGGAACACAUGAUUAUAAUGAGGAUUUAAAGUUGUACCCAACACAUAAGCAACUUUAUAUUGCUGGCUGAGAAUCCCAAUAGGGAACCAUUCAACAAAAAAAGCAAAAUCCUUCUUUUUUUCCCUGCUAGCUCUUCACAGAUAAAUUUAGAGUAACAAAAGUGGACAAGGAACAAAGACAUUUUCGUGCCAGAAACAGAUUAAAGACUAACAUUUCACCAUUAAAAUAUUUGUGAACACAGAAAAGUGAGUGCAUUCCACAGAUAUAUAUAUAUAUAGAUAUAUAUAUCUAUAUAUAUAUCUCUAGUAGGGGCUUUUGUACAUACCAUAUACUGGACUUAUUAAAAGAACAAUGUCUUUCAAAGGAGUGUUUCUUUAAGAAAAUUUGCAGUUUAAACGUAAGUGUUUAGACUAGGACUUCCUCAUUUCAGAUGUUUUUCAGUGAACUCUUAUUAAAAUAAAAAUGAUGGUAAAGAUGUUUUCCCAUAAUCAACAUGGCAAAUAUAAAAGAUGGUGCACAAAUGACAGUCACAGGAAGAAAGCUAUUUCUCCAAGUCCUCCAGGUCUAAGUCUUUGCAUUUAUUCAAAACCAAUGCAAUACAGGCCCUAAUUCACUGUACUGAAAUGAAGUUUUACUACAUCUGGCAUUACAGAUGGCAAGGGAAAUGGUGCAUAUUGCCAGCAUGCUGUAAACAGCUCAACAUUCAAGAAGGGAGACUGUGUUAAGUGCAGUAUAAACUCAGGAAUUUGUAACCUGGCCUCGCCUGUUUAAAAAAAAAAAGGAUGACAUUUCCCUUAAAAAAAAAAAAAAAGAAAAAAUAUUACUGUGUUUUUGUAAAGCGAUAUGUUAUUGUAUUUAAGGAAAAAAAGAAAGAAAAAGAACCUGCAAAGAGCCCACCCAAUGAGUAGUAAUGGUAUUUUAAACAAAACCCACUGGGACUACUGGUUUAAAAACUGCUAAUGGGACAUGCAGCCAAUGAUGAGAUUACUGGUUUGAAUUUGGCCCUGGUCAGGAGUGGUUAAAAGUCAUUGUGAUCAUUUUGUCCUUGGGAAACAUGGAUGUCAAGGGGAAGGCAUCAACCCAAGGUGUAGUUCAGGCACUCGCUUUUGGGUGGCUGUGAGUGGUGGGUACACACCCAAGUGUGCAGAGCAGAGGUCACCUCAGGGGACCUGGUACUGCUGUUUGCCCACUCAUGGACACUGCUGAGAGUGGCCCAGCACAAACCCAGUAGAAACCCAUCUGUUGUGUUGCUUUUGGUACCAGGCAAAGCAGGGGAUGUGUCAGGAGCUGGUUGGGAUGGUCCACAGCCACAGCACUGCCUGUGCAGCUCUCCUGCAGUGCUAGUAGAGGUAUUGAAGCUGCUGGGAUUUCAGUCCUGUCCUAGGCAGAAGCUUAAGAAUUGAUUACAAAGCCACCAAAAAAACCCCAGGGCUUCAGACAUGUCCUGCAAGAAAUAGAUUUAUGCCUUGAACUAACAAACAGGUCCUUUUGACUCGAUGGAGAUAAUUUAACUGCUGUAUUCUGAAUGUGGGCAUCCUGAAUUUGGGGCUGACAGCAUCUAGACAUUAACCUUGUUCACACACAUUGGGCACACCACAGCACUGCCAGCUCAGAGCUGGUUGCAGGUCUGUGCAUAGCCCACACCUGCACACAUGCAUUGGAGAAUUGUGUGUGUUACAUGGAUGUAAAUGUGAGUUUUUUGUAGCAGCUGCAUGUACAUUAUACAAAUAAACAAUUUAAAAUACCCGUGUUGCAAAACCAGGCCAUGUGAACUUCGACUCAGAGCAAGGCGGGCAGUCUGCCAUUAAUUAAGAUGGGGCAAUUUUUGUCAGUGCUACUGGUGUAGAAAUUUCAGGAUCAGCUCCUCAAUCAGUAAGAACUGAAAUUCAUAGUUGAAUAUGAACUCCUGCCAUCAUUGGGAAGAUGAACAAUAGCAUGUAGUUAGAAUAAAAGUGGCUUGUCUAGUCACAAUUCAAGUGGUUUGCAACAAAUGUGGCAGGAAAUUGGCUGUAUGUUGAAGUCUGAAAUGUUUACAUUCACUCACGGCACUUAAAUGUUAAAGUGAAGGGAAGAGGUCCUUUUAUUAGCCUCAGCAAAAUUUCUAUGUCAACCAUAAAAUAUUCUCUUAAAAAUAAUUUUUCCUAAGGUAUCUUCCAAAUACUGUGUAUUUUUAUGUGGAAAGGAUAUGAAAGCAACUGUUACUUCAGAAUAUCAUUUAAAGUACUUGAGGUAUGAAAGCUUAAAGAUUAUUUAAUCAUUUUGGCAUAACUUGAGUGUUGUAAUUUUUGGUCAAGCAUGUUAGAUGAAUAAAGUCUUAAAAAAAAAAAAAA
Molecule: messenger RNA, 3475 nt
Organism: Taeniopygia guttata (zebra finch)
Lineage: Eukaryota; Metazoa; Chordata; Aves; Passeriformes; Estrildidae
Source: RefSeq, a predicted model, not a curated record